Messenger RNA from Onychostoma macrolepis, 3475 nucleotides. RefSeq names its product zinc finger protein GLIS1 (gene glis1a). Gene Ontology annotation, molecular function: DNA-binding transcription factor activity, RNA polymerase II-specific; RNA polymerase II cis-regulatory region sequence-specific DNA binding. The record is from RefSeq and is a predicted model, not a curated record. The transcript has 10 exons. The coding region runs from base 769 to 2655 and encodes 628 amino acids. Gene Ontology annotation, biological process: regulation of transcription by RNA polymerase II. Gene Ontology annotation, cellular component: nucleus. Lineage: Eukaryota; Metazoa; Chordata; Actinopteri; Cypriniformes; Cyprinidae.
AUUUCAAAUUGGAUUUUAUCACUGAAUAUUGUGUAAACUCCGAUGCACAGAAAAGUCAUAUUAAAAGAGAGAUUUUGUGAUGUUUUUUAUAUAUAUAUAAAAAUCUGUAGGCUUUUCUAUUUCCAACUAAAUCCCCACAAGCUGGUUUGUAACACUAAUUACUGAUGGCUGUCCCCAUGGUGGUUUAUUAAAUAUCUUCUAGGAAAGCAUGUAUAAAAGUUUAUGAAUUUCUAGUUUAGUUUUGUGCUAAAAUAUGAAUCGACAGCGGUCUAUGGUUCAUUACAUUUUUAGUAAACGUUUAUGGAGCACAACGCCGGUUUCCUUCGAAAGAUGAGCGCGCGUGUCAUUUUUGUUAGUUUUAUCUAACCUUAUUACAUUAACGUUACCGGUUUGCACGCGUUAAGGAGGAGAAAGCGGUUAUGUUUCACUUUCAGUCGCUUUUUAAGAAGGAAGAGAUGGAGCAGUUUCUGGGUUAUGGGGCUGGUCUUCACACUGAGGGAAGGAUGGAUGAGUUUUACUCUAGUGUCGUUUCUGCAGCUGUGGACUAACAGUGAUUCAACCACGGUAAACAGUGACUGGUGAAAGGACUGAACAGAGCUUUGCAUUCUGGAACCAUUUAGAUGAUGGAAAAACCAAACACCAGCUUCUCAGUCAACCUGCCUUCAGCCUCAAAAUGCAUCAGUUCCUCUUAAGGUACCUUGUGAAUCAUCACAGGUGUGUCACUACUAACGUUUGCGACCCCUGAAUAAUUUCUGCAGUGUCCAUUUGAUGAUCCACAUUCAGAAGGAGCGUAACUGGAAGAACGUCAUGAGGCCUGCUGGUCUAAGUCCAGCGGUUGCACAGCUGGACCACUGUGGCCUUGUUAACAAUGAUGAAAAGUACCUGUCUUCUUUAAACCAAGCUGUUCACAUGGAAGCUCUGAAGAUGAGUAGCUUGUCUGAGUCGCCUGUGUCGAUAACAACAGAGGAUUUCGAUUUGGUCUGUUCCACAGAAAGAGCCAUUGUGUCUUAUAUCAGCAGCAUAAAGAGUGACACGUCGGUUGUAGAUAACCUAUCGCACGUUAGCAACACAUUGUCCCCUUCCUUAUUCUGCUCUUCCCUGUCCACGUCAUCUUUCAGUGCCUUCUCUCCAUCCUUCUCUUCCCCUUCCUCCAGCCACUCAUCUGGCUCGGUAUCAGAGCUGUGUUUGACUUCUCCAUCUCUUUCAACUCUCUGCGGUCCACCUGAGGCCCAGGACCUUCUCUACAGUUGCACACCGCAGAAACCUCCAGAAGGAUGUUUGUAUCCCAAGUCUCCUAAACAAGAACCUGUUGCUGAAUUCCAUCUUUGUAACAAGAAGCUUCUGCACAAGGAAGAACUCCUUCAGUAUCUCUGCACUGACUCAGAUGCAGCCAAAGAACAAACCCAGCAUCUUAACCUUCACAAUACUCAGGCGGAAGUAUCAGAAAAGCUUCCUACACUGCAGCAGUUGAGGAAUGAUCUGGGAUUGAGCGGGCUUCUUGGAUCUGAGGGAAUGAAUGAACACCUGAGUGAAGAACAGCCGUGCAAAUGGAUGGAUUGUAGGGCUACCUAUGGGCUGAAAGAAGAACUGGUGAGACAUAUAGAGAAGGUGCACAUAGAUCAGCGAAAAGGCGAGGAAUUUACCUGCUUCUGGGCAGGAUGUGUCCGUCGGCACAAGCCCUUCAAUGCUCGAUACAAACUGCUCAUUCAUAUGAGAGUCCAUUCUGGUGAAAAGCCCAACAAAUGCAUGUUUGAAGGCUGCAGUAAGGCAUUUUCCCGUCUGGAGAACCUGAAGAUCCAUCUACGCAGCCACACCGGAGAGAAGCCCUACAUUUGCCAGCAUCCCGGCUGUCUCAAGGCCUUUAGCAACUCCAGUGAUCGAGCCAAGCACCAGCGCACACACCUGGACACGAAACCGUAUGCAUGUCAGCUCCCAGGGUGCACCAAACGUUACACCGACCCCAGCUCAUUGCGCAAACACGUCAAGGUCCACUCCAGUAAAGCCCUGCAGGCACAGGACAAGGUCCAGCUACACAAUAAGGUGGAGCAGGAAGUUGUGGAUGUGUGCCUUGGCUUGCAGCAUCUCCAUGGCUCUGCUGCUUCAGUACAGAGUCCAGACCAUAGGCGUCCUGCCUCCCUCAGUGAGAUUCAUCAGGAGGGUUUUACUGCAUACCCAGAGGAGGAUGAAUCCUGUAGCAGAGCCUUAUCUCUGGAGCAGCCCAGCAGACACUGCAGCAUGGAGCACAGCAGCAUCAGCCUCCACAACCAUCUGCACAACAACAAGCUCAAUCAGCCGAGACUUUCUCCACUGGUUUGUGGAAUCAACCUGGUCAGUGGUACCAAUGAGGUCCAGUCUGUCUCUGACAAACACAGCUCCUUUCCAAACCCACAUCAAAAACUCAACCAGAUGUUUCAUGAAGUACCAAUAAAUCACCACGUUUUUCAGGCCACUUUUAAUCGAGUUGAGCAGAUUUCCAGCAAUGGAAGAGAUGAUCUACAUAAUUUUGACCAAAAUGGAUUUCCUUUUACGUGUAUGAACUCCUCUGGCUACAGCCUGUCCCAGGACAUACAGUCAGUUAGUGGGAAUUGCCCCCCUCCCUGUCCUGUUCCAGUUGGGAUCUAUGAGCGCUGCCUCAGUCAGAUCUGCUCUCUGUAGAUUGAGACACACCUUUGGCCCACUGCACCUGAGAGCAGCAGCGCAGGAAUGACAUGAAAGCAUGGGCCUUUGAGGAAGUGCAGCUCUGAAUGAAGGCUCUUUAAAGAGAACUGUGUGAAGCAACGUCCUCUGAAAGAUUCCUGGAGCAGCACGUCAGAGAAAGAUCAGAGAAACUCCUCAGAUCGGGCACUGAUGAUGAUGAUGUUGCAGCCUUAUGUUUUGAUGUUAAAUAGACACUGUAAUUUUCUCUUUGUUUUGUUGUUGAUGAGAGAUGCUGUUUACAUUGAGUUGGUAACAUGAAAUUUCUUUGUUUUGUUGUAUUUUUAAGCAUUUUAUUCUAUCUCAUAUGUGACCCUGAACCACAAAACCAGUCAUGAGGGUCAAUUUUUUUUAUUAUUAAAAUGAUAAAUAAGCAUGUGCAUAAUAAUAAUAAUAAUAAGCUUUCCGUUGAUGUAUAAUUUGUUAGAAUAGAACAAUAUUUGGUCGAGAUACAACUUUUGGAAAAUCUGCAAAAAAAUCAAAAUAUUGACAAAAUUGCCUUUUAAAGUUGUCCAAAUGAAGUUCUUAGCAAUGCAUAUUACUAAACAAACAAACAAACAAAAGUUUUUGAUAUAUUUACGGUAAGAAAUACAAAAUAUCUUCAUGGAACAUGAUCUUUACUUAAUCUCCGAAUGAUUUUUGGCAUAAAAGAAAAAUCGAUAAUUUUGACCCAUACAAUGUAUUGUUGGCUAUUGCUGCAGAAAUACCCUGUGCUACUUAAGACUGGUUUUGUGGUCCAGGGUCACAUAUAUGUGAUGUCAGUAUCACAUCAUAUGAUGUA